Molecule: messenger RNA, 3377 nt
Organism: Anguilla rostrata (American eel)
Lineage: Eukaryota; Metazoa; Chordata; Actinopteri; Anguilliformes; Anguillidae
Gene: idh3b
Product: isocitrate dehydrogenase (NAD(+)) 3 non-catalytic subunit beta
Exons: 11
Coding region: 54-1271 (405 amino acids)
Biological process (GO): isocitrate metabolic process; tricarboxylic acid cycle
Cellular component (GO): mitochondrion
Molecular function (GO): oxidoreductase activity, acting on the CH-OH group of donors, NAD or NADP as acceptor; magnesium ion binding; NAD binding
Source: RefSeq, a predicted model, not a curated record
CACCUUUCUUCCCGGAAGUGUGGAAAACAAGUGUUUCUGGUGUCAGGGUCACAAUGAACCCAGUUUUCGGCAGGCUAACUAGGCUAGGGGCAGUUAACCGGCACAGAAACAUAAGCAUGGCGGCAGCACUCCGAGGUAGCCUCUUUACAUUAGCAAAGGGCCUUAACGGCCCCUGGCUGCAUCAUCUGGGCUCCAGGUCCCUCAGCGUGGGGGCCUGCCUGAGGGCCCCAGAGGCCCCCCCGGCCCGUGCCGACAGCACCUUCAGGGUCACCAUGGUGCCUGGCGACGGGGUGGGACCAGAGCUCAUGACGGCUGUGAAGGAAGUCUUCAAGGCAGGUGACGUGCCGGUGGAGUUCGAGGAGUUCCACCUGAGUGAGGUACAGAACAUGGCCAGCGAGGAGAAGCUGGACCAGGUGCUGGCCUCCAUGAAGACCAACAGGGUGGCCAUGAAAGGGAAGAUCCACACCCCGAUGGAGUACAAGGGAGAGCUGGCCUCCUACGAGAUGAGACUGAGGAGGAAGCUGGACCUGUUUGCCAACGUGGUCCAUGUGAACAGCCUGCCCGGUUACAGCACCCGCCACAACAACCUGGACCUGGUCAUCAUACGCGAGCAGACCGAAGGGGAGUACAGCUCCCUGGAGCAUGAGAGUGUGAAGGGCGUCAUCGAGUGCUUGAAGAUCAUCACCCGCGAGAAGUCCCGCCGCAUCGCCAAGUUCGCCUUCGACUACGCCACCAAGAAGGGGCGGAGCAAGGUCACCGCCGUGCACAAGGCCAACAUUAUGAAGCUGGCCGACGGGCUGUUUCUGCAGAGCUGUGCCGAGGUAGCGGAACUGUACCCCAAGAUCAAAUACGAGACCAUAAUCAUCGACAACUGCUGCAUGCAGCUGGUGCAGAACCCCUACCAGUUUGACGUGCUGGUGAUGCCCAACCUGUACGGCAACAUCAUCGACAACCUGGCCGCCGGGCUGGUGGGCGGGGCCGGCGUGGUGCCCGGGGAGAGCUACAGCGCCGAGUACGCCGUGUUCGAGACCGGCGCGCGGCACCCCUUCGCUCAGGCUGUCGGCCGGAACAUCGCCAACCCCACCGCCAUGCUGCUGAGCGCCGCCAACAUGCUCAGACACCUCAAUCUGGAGUAUCAUUCCAACAUGGUGUCUGAAGCUGUGAAGAGGGUGAUCAAGCAGGGCAAGGUGCGGACAAGGGACCUGGGGGGGUACUGCACCACAGGGGAUUUUGUGCGUGCCGUCAUUGAGAACCUGCGGCCCGUAUACUGAAGAACCCCCCCCCCAAACUCUGGAAACCCCUCCCCUCCUGCCAGGACCUAAAUCCCGACUCUUAGCCCCCUUUAAUGCACGCACACACACACACAUGCAUGCACACACACAUACUCGUGCACGCACACGUACAAACAUGCGCACGCACACACACAAGUACACACAAAUGUGCGUGCACACACACACACACACCUGCCUGCUCUCUUCCUGCAUCCAAGUAUUUCUGUGUCCUCUGUGCUCUGUUUCUCUCCCUUAAUUUUCCUCAGUUCAGGAACGUCCCCAAAUUGGCAUAGUUCUCUCUUCGUUUCCCUCUCUCCUCUGAGCUAAACCUGCUUCUCCUCUCUGUCCGUCCGUUUCUGGGGCAGACAUUCCACUUAACGUUUCUAAGGCUGGCUUUCUGACCCCUCCCGCUGGCGUUUUUUGGGGGGCUUUUUUUACCUAGCGCGACUGCGCCUGGGUCGAACGUCUUCAUUUUGGCCUUGCGUCUCCGUGACAGUGACCUCUGACCUCGCUGCGCCGCCGUUUACGUUUCCCGCUGCAGCACCUUCGCCGUCACGGGCUUCCGGUUUUUAAGUGGCGCUGGAGGUGUUCAGCGGCUACACAGACACUCAAACGGACCACAAGGGCUUUCUUUCAGAAUGAACAGUGUGCAGGUGCAGUUGGCCAGGGUCUGAGCGCAUGCAUGAAAUGCUGUAGAUCUACUUGAGGGUGCCUUCCUGUAGCUGCCAUAUCCUCACAUGCUGAAAAGCAGGACUCUUGUACAAAUGGAAAUGCACGGCUGGAGUUUUUGGACGGUGGUUUUUAGGGUCUGCUGCUCUUACGGAAACCCUGUUAGCCCUUCAGACCGUGUCAGACGCUACAGUGCAGAAAAUGGCUAAACUGGUGGGAAAACCUCCGGUGAGGAAAAGUGAUGGAAAAGUAUGCUGUCUGUCUGUAGGGCUGUAUCCUACCUGUAGAGCCUUACCUGUAGAGCAGAGUCCUAUCUGUAGAGUUCUACCUGUAGAGCAGAGUCCUAUCUGUAGAGUUCUACCUGUAGAGCAGAGUCCUAUCUGUAGAGUUCUACCUGUAGAGCAGAGUCCUAUCUGUAGAGUUCUACCUGUAGAGCAGAGUCCUAUCUGUAGAGUUCUACCUGUAGAGCAGAGUCCUAUCUGUAGAGCUCUACCUGUAGAGCAGAGUCCUAUCUGUGGAGUUCUACCUGUGGAGCAGAGUCCUAUCUGUAGAGUUCUACCUGUAGAGCAAAGCCUUAUCUGUAGGGCCAAUUCCUAUCCAGUGCCUUCCAAACCCGCACACCUCACUGCACACCUAUUUUUCACCAAAAUCCGGUUCCACUUUGCCGAGAAUGGUUUUUAAAGUAUUAAGCAGUCCAGGAGAAACAACAUGCACAACUUAAUAACAGCUUUUUUUUGUAUUAAUAACUGUAAUUUUGUGGGAUUUUCACUAGUUAGGCGGGGCAGUCUGUGUCUAGCCGGACCGCUCAUCAGUGGCCAGCACACGGGGCCCCAGAGAGCCCCACCCUGGCAGGGAAAGCAGAGGGGUUUAUCUCUGAGGCACAUUUAACAGUCUUCACUGAAACCGCUGCUCACUGUCACCAACCCUGCUCGGAGAGGGGUGGUGGCAUAAGGGCCUAUCAGACGGGGGCACUGCCAGCCCCCGUAAUACGGUGGCCUGGCUUCACUAAAGGGGCGGUCUAUUAUAAAUGACUGCAGUUCUUAAAUCAAUGAGUAACACAUGAGAUAGAGUGUAACUAUUCACACGUGAUGUAACCUGUAAAACUGUAAACUAAACGUUUGUCUGUGUCAGGCUUGCAUUUUUUGGUUUCUGUAUGCCUUACAGUUUUUUCUUUUGCUUUUCAUUUCAUCAUUUUAUUUUAUUUUUUAAUUUUUUGAAUGCUUACUGAAUUUGGUUAUUGGCGGUUGAAAAAUAUAAUAAUCUAAACUGUUCAUUUCCUGAUGAUGUAAAACCUAUCAAAACAAAUAUUGAACAGUCCAGCUCAUGCUAGCAUGUCAUUAUGACAUGCUCAGAGUGAAUGUAAUUAUGACAUGCUCAGAGUGAAUGUCAUUAUGACAUGCUCAGAGUGAAUGUCAUUAUGACAUGCUCAGAGUGAAU